Ostrea edulis (European flat oyster) is the source of this 2696-nucleotide messenger RNA. Its product is annotated as protein CLN8-like. The transcript has 2 exons. Gene Ontology annotation, biological process: lipid homeostasis. Gene Ontology annotation, cellular component: endoplasmic reticulum; membrane. NCBI's taxonomy places the organism in Eukaryota, Metazoa, Mollusca, Bivalvia, Ostreida, Ostreidae. The coding region runs from base 1011 to 1847 and encodes 278 amino acids. The record is from RefSeq and is a predicted model, not a curated record.
GAUUGCAACUCGGAGAGUUCGUAGACGUACUCGUGUAAAAAACCGUCAGAAUCGUCGCGUACGUCUUUAGAGGGAAACAUUAGGGGGAAACAUUAUUUAAAUCCAAUACUUAUUUUCAAUUCUAUCCGCAAAAGGGGGUCUCAAGCGUACUCUUCCACCUCAUUUAAAAGUUUGGGCGAGAGGGGCUUUCGCUGACCACCCACCAAAUUCCAUGACCAGACAUACCCCCGAUUGUUGAUUGUUGUCAGAGAAAUACAUUAAUGUAUGUAUGACUAUUAUUUCAACUUUGUUGAAGAUUAUUUGUAAAAAGCUCGCAGUAAGAUGGAAGGAGCAUAUCUUCCCCUGUCCCAUCUAAUUGGCAAUUUGCGUCGGUUCGGUGCGGUCGUAAAAUUUCUGUUCUGUUUAUAUUCACGGUAACAUUGUGAGACUUGUUUUCUGUGAGUGCUGCGUUGGUUCAGACUCUCCGCUGAUCCUUCUGUUUAUGCACACUGUAACAUUGUGAGAGUUGUUUUCUGUGAGUGCCCGGUGAAGACUAAUGAAGUUUAUUCCGGGAGCAGACGUCUGGACAGUAAAUCAUCUCUCACCAGUCACGAGGACGUUUACCUUCAUAUUUCUGGCAUAUUCUAUGGAAACCUGCGCGUGGCUCUUCAAAUGUCCAUUUUCCAAACAUGUUUAAGGUUUUUUUAUGUGUUUUUAUCCUUAUGCCGUAAUCUUUAGAUAUUAUCGUAGGAAUAAAAAGCAUGUGUAUUAUUUCAAGCUAUAUAAUCUAUACACUUUAUGCAAAUUAUGCAGUUUAACCCAAUCGGAUUCAAAUGUAAUCAAGCUAAUUUCUUGCUUGAUUACGUAUUCUCUGAGUCGGAUAGUGAACGCCCCAUUUCGAAAUAUUCAUGAACACGUGACUUUGCUUGCGGAAUUUCGAAUGUUAAGGUAAACGCGUGGACGGCCUGCAGGCUGUUGACAGGACACAUGCAUUCAGAUACAAAAGACAGUCAGAAGGAAACAAGGUCGUCAUGGGACUCGUGGAACACAUUCACCCUGGCCUGGCGGAGUUAGAUUACCGGAAGUGGUCGGUGAAGCUUUCCCUCAUCUUCGCUUCCUUUCUGGUCUACUCGGCGCUCUACGUCAUGACUGGGUUGAUUUCUAUGACGACGUGGACGUACAGAAACUUGCGCGAGAAAGAGAAAAUGUUUUGGAAGCUGGCGGUAGUACGUGCUGCGUACGGGAUUUUCUGUACGAUUGUUGGACUCUGGGCGAUUUUUGUCGAUACGGAGUUAGAAAAAGAUCCGGUGUUCGCCACUAGUCCUACUAGCUACUUCGCGCUCACCAUCACUGUGGGAUUCUUUAUAUUUGAGUGCGGUGCCAUUAUGGUUUCUGAUAUAAUCUACAGAAAGGUCAGCAUUCUCUUGAACAUUCACCACUGGUUAUCGUUACUAGGAUACUCCACUCUUAUGGUUACGGAGGCUGCGCACUGCUUCGGUACAAAAGGACUGAUUUUGGAGAUGAGCACGCCGUUUUCUGCUCUCUGUUGGACUGUCCUUAAGGCGGGAAAGGCCGACUCGCUGCUGUGGCGCGCCAACCAAUUCAUACUUGUCCACACUUUCCACCUCCGCUCCGUGGUGGAAUGCUUCAUAUGGUAUUUGACUUAUAAGCAUUGGGAGCGGAUCUGGACCGCCAUGCCGUUGUCUAUCUUCUCGUUUCUGUACAUUCAGCUGAUCCUUGUAACCUUCCUGAUGACGCCAUAUUGGACGUACAAAAAGACGCAGCAGAUGAUCACGCCGGUAGAUUGGAACUUCGAGGACUCGGAGGCGAACAAAGCACGGAACGGGGACGCUAAAAAGUCCGCAUGAGUGGCGGAUCUCAGGACUCUGUCUCAGGCGGAUCUCAAGGCAAGCAUUCACAAGGGACGUAACCACGAUCAUUGUCUCAAAACAAAACAUCUAUAAACUAUGCGCUCUUUGUUUGAAGGUCUUCCAUGACACGAACUCGUAUACUCAGCGAAAAUAUACCGAUUACAAAAAAAAAAGAAAAAAGAAGAAGCAAUACUCGCGUGGCUGUGAUAUCGCCCUACCUCUGUGAUAUUUAUAUACAUAUUUGAUUUAGUUAAACUAUUUAUUACAGACAAGUCCAUUUAGAAUUUUUUAACUCCAGAUGUGUGCAGAGCGCCAUCCACGUUGUGCAAUACGAAUCAGUCUUGGUGUACCGUACUUUCAAACGUUUUAUUAUGUUAUGUAUUAUAUCUAGUCAUCGUGUAAUAUUUAAAGGACGGUUUACACAGCAAAGUUAAUCCACAUUAACUCGGGUCAUGAUUGGUUAACUCACGACGCACUCGCAUUGAGCUGACUUAACAAUGAAAAAGAUAAAUAUGCACUGACUUUUUAUUUAUUCACUUUUUUUUUUUUUUUUUUUUUUUUUCUUUUUUUUUUACAAUUGAUUACUUUUUAUCUUUGUAAGUGGGUUAUGUGAACCCAAUUUAACCCACAGUAGAUUAAAGUAAUCCAAUUGAGAAUUUCAUUGUGAACACGAUGCGACAUAGAUAUAUGGAUUAAAUUAAUCUAAGAUUAGUUAAUUUAGGUAAACCAAAGCCUGUGUGAACCAGUUUAUACCAUGUUUACAUAUGGAAAUGGACACUUGUUGUCCAUUGUUUAGUCGCCUUUGUGUGUACAUACACAGAUAACAUUAAAUUGAAUAUUUAUUUA